Amoebophrya sp. A120 is the source of this 212-nucleotide messenger RNA. Lineage: Eukaryota; Dinophyceae; Syndiniales; Amoebophryaceae. The record is from the annotation of a GenBank genome assembly.
CUCUAUGCGCCUUUGCCGUAAAGGUAGAAGAUUUGCAUUUGUGCCUGUACUCCUGGCGAAGGCGAACGAAGCGAGCUAAUUACGUUCAUCGGUCAAGCUGGUGCCAUAGUUGGCCAGCCAUGACGAAACUUACACGUAAGCUUUGUAGUUUCAUCGGUGUAGUCGCUAUCGCUUUGGCUUUCUGAGUCGUCGUCCUUCUCAUCUUGAUAUUG